GAAUGUGGGUCUUCUUCUCCUGAAAACUUUGCACAUCGUACAGGCUCUACCGUAGUCCGCAAGGCUCCAUGACACGUUUGACUCUUGCGCAAGAGCUGGCCCAGCUUGAAGAGGUUGCACCAACCGAUUUCGACCCAGAGGAUGUUCAGGUGACGGGUGCCGACCCAGAAGAUGUUCUUCCAGUUUCAUCUGAAGCACGGGAACACUAUGUGGAUGUCGCACCCUCUGCGAUACGAAAACUUCAGGAUAGCAUCGCCGAUCCAAAGUACAAAGGCGCAAAAAUUUCACGAAAGCAGCUCAUGGAUGCGGAAGACGAAUCCGAGAUCGGUAGCUCAGAGGAUGGCGAGGAUGAUGAUGAUAUCCAACAUUUCGAUGAAGACCACGAUGAUCCCUCUGACUCCAACUCAGAGGAGUCGGAAAAUGAUGUGGACGAGUUUCACCGUGAUGUCUCACCAUCCAUAUCUGACACUAAGGAGACAGAACCUCCGGAGGAGCUGUCCGUGACUCUACGCAAAACUAGAGACGAAGACCGUAAAAAAGGGAAAGCUGUUUCCCGUCAACUUGCACUCUGGGACAAUUUGCUCGAUGCUCGCAUCCGUCUUCAAAAAAGUGUUGGUGCUGCAAGCUGUUUUCCUCAGCCCAAUCAGCUUUCCCGGUACACGACCUUAGAAUGUGUCCAUGAUUCAUUGAAUAAAAUGUUAGAAGAAUCUAUGUUACUCUCCGAUGAACUCUUUGGCCUUCAAGAGGAUUUGCUUCUUAUGAACGACUCGGUACAUGCUCCGCCUCGAAAAAAGCGGAAGAUCGACGGAACCGAUGAUGAGAGUCUCGCAAGCCAAUUUAGGGACGCAACCGAAGCUGCUUCAGCCAUAGAACAGGCUUAUCAUCCACAUCUCGUGAAGACCCUCAAUAAGUGGUCAUCUAAAGUGCAAGCCGUCGCGCCAUCCGUCCUGCUCCCAUCGAACCGGAAUGCAUUCAACAAGGGAUCUUCUCAUAUCAAAUCCGCUACCCAGCUAAUUGAUGAAACCCUCUCAGAACAUGGGAAAGUUCUUGCCCGCAGUCGGAUCUACAGAGGCAAAGGCACGCGAUUGGGUAUCGUUUGCGAAAAAGAUGACAGCGCAGAGAAGGAAGACCCAGAGGUGUUUGACGAUACGGACUUUUACCAACAGCUACUGAGGGAUGUUAUUGAUGCACGGAGAAGUGGAGAGAGUGGAGCUGACGAUUGGAUGGCGGUCCAAAAACAGAAGAAGGCGAGAAAGAAAGUAGAUACUAAAGCAAGCAAAGGUAGAAAGCUCCGCUAUGAGAUUCACGAAAAAAUGCAGAACUUCAUGGUCCCUGUUCCAGUCCAAGGAAGCUGGCACGACGAACAAGUCGACGAGCUGUUUUCUUCGCUAUUGGGCAAAGGAUUUCAAGAAUCUAUUCGGCUAGUUGAUGAUGUUGAUAUGGUUGAAAGCACAGAAACACGAGUAGAUGAGGCCCUGAAAGAAGGUUUUAGAGUGUUUGGAUGAGUUCUUUUGAAUAAAAUGUGUUGCUUGUGUAUCUCCAGCCAAUUCCAGUCCUCAUUAUGAUUCUAAUACUUUGUUUUUGGAGGUCGCGAGUC
Molecule: messenger RNA, 1597 nt
Organism: Serpula lacrymans var. lacrymans S7.9
Lineage: Eukaryota; Fungi; Basidiomycota; Agaricomycetes; Boletales; Serpulaceae
Exons: 9
Coding region: 69-1505 (478 amino acids)
Biological process (GO): maturation of SSU-rRNA from tricistronic rRNA transcript (SSU-rRNA, 5.8S rRNA, LSU-rRNA)
Cellular component (GO): nucleus; nucleolus
Source: RefSeq, a predicted model, not a curated record